Molecule: messenger RNA, 1773 nt
Organism: Diachasma alloeum
Lineage: Eukaryota; Metazoa; Arthropoda; Insecta; Hymenoptera; Braconidae
Exons: 1
Coding region: 1-1773 (590 amino acids)
Molecular function (GO): RNA-DNA hybrid ribonuclease activity; nucleic acid binding
Source: RefSeq, a predicted model, not a curated record
AUGCUCUCAUUUACUCAGCAGUUGUUUGACCCACUCGGUAUGAUUUGUCCAGUUGUUAUUUGUCCUAAAAUCCUUCUUCAACAGGUUUGGGCUAAGGGUUUCGACUGGGAUGUCAGAGUCGAUGAUGAUGUUCGUGAUGCCUUUGUUCUCUGGAUGGACCAAUUGACUUGGCUUAAAGAAGUGAAGAUCCCACGCUUUCUAUUCAAAGCGGAGGAGGAAGCAUCCAGAAUUUCUCUCCAUGCAUUCGUAGAUGCAAGUAGCUUGGCUUACGCAGCUGUAAUUUUUGCCAGAGUAGAGAGCAACAACCGCGUUGAAGUCGAGUUUGUCAGUGCAAAAGCAAAUAUUUCUCCUAAAGAAACCACAAUACCUCGACUUGAAUUGCUGGCAGCAACGGUGGCAGCAAGGCUGAUGCACUCGGUGGUCUCUGCUGUUCCAGAUUUACAUUGUGAGUUGUAUUAUUGGACAGACUCCAGUACAGUACUAACCUGGAUACAAAGGAAUAAACAGUGGGCAACCUUUGUCUGGAAUCGUAUCCAGGAGAUUCGCCAAUUGACGGAUCCAGAGCAGUGGUCCCAUGUACCUGGAGUCUCUAAUCCAGCAGACUUGGCAUCGAGGGGCUGCACAGCUAAACAAUUGGUGGAUUCAAGGUGGCGUCGGGGACCAGAGUGGUUAAAGUUGCCUCCUGAACAGUGGCCUCAAGCAGUUGAACCUGUUGAUGAGAACGAGGUCAACAUGGAGAUGAAGAAGGCCACUAAGAAGCUCAGGACCCCAAAGACUGCUAUAACAUUAAUCACUGCCUCCAAUUCAUCGCAGUUGAACCCAGAGAACAACCAGCCCCCUUGGUAUUUGAGGAAGUAUUCGAGGUACUCUCAAAUCAUUCGUCUCGUUGCUUGGACUCUACGAUUUGUCAACAACUGUAGGAACAAAGAAAAGAUUCGCAUCCAGACGUUGACAGCGCAAGAACUACAGUCAGCAGAGUAUGCAGUCUUCAAAAUGGUACACUCUGAGUGUUUUAAUUGGGAGAAAGAUCCUCGUCUAAGUGAUCUGGUGGUUUACAGAGACGAGAUGGGUCUCUUACGACUCAAGACACCAGUAGCAUAUCGUGACGACUCCAUGGGCUUCCGGUGUCCAGUGAUUCUGGAUCGUGGACAUUUGUUGGUGAACAGGUUGAUUGAAGAUUGUCAUCUAGAACUCAAACAUGGUUCCAUUGACACCACUCUCAAUAAACUAAGGGAACGAGUAUGGAUAUUAUCCAGCAGACGAGCGGUACAAUCCGUUGUGAGGAAUUGUGCGAGGUGUAAGAGAUAUACUGCCAAGAGACUGGAAUCUAUCUCAAUACCUCUUCCAGAAAAUCGAGUGAGAGAUGCAAGUGCCUUCGAAGUUUCUGGUGUUGAUUUGGCAGGUCCACUGUUUCUCAGAGAUGGAAGCAAGAGCUGGAUUGUCUUGUUUACCUGCGCAGUCUACCUGGCCAUUCACCUGCAAUUGCUGUCUACCCUCUCUACGGACUCCUUUUUGGAGGCACUCAGACGAUUUAUAGCUCGUAGAGGACGUCCUGCUGUGUUAUAUAGUGAUAAUGGCACUAACUUAGUUGGUGCAUCCAAUGCUCUGAGAAGUUUGGACUGGGAAACGAUCNCCACUGUUUCUCAGAGAUGGAAGCAAGAGCUGGAUUGUCUUGUUUACCUGCGCAGUCUACCUGGCCAUUCACCUGCAAUUGCUGUCUACCCUCUCUACGGACUCCUUUUUGGAGGCACUCAGACGAUUUAUAGCUCGUAG